This is a messenger RNA of Petromyzon marinus (sea lamprey), 4116 nucleotides long. RefSeq names its product caspase 9 (gene CASP9). Gene Ontology annotation, biological process: regulation of apoptotic process; proteolysis. Lineage: Eukaryota; Metazoa; Chordata; Hyperoartia; Petromyzontiformes; Petromyzontidae. Gene Ontology annotation, molecular function: cysteine-type endopeptidase activity. The record is from RefSeq and is a predicted model, not a curated record.
UCACCAUUAGGUGACGUCACGGUUGUUGAUUCCACGCGGCGGCAGCUGACGACCCCGCCACAGUCGCGACACGGAAGACGCGGUAGCAGCUUCGCAACAAUCACUCCUCCUCCUCAUUCUUCAUCUUCUUCUUCAUCGUCUUCUUCAUCUUCUUCUUCAUCGUCGUCUGUGCUACUGGACACGUUGACCACCGAUCCUUGGCCUUUUCCUUCGAACAGGAUCGUUCAUAGGACUACAAACCCCUGUGGCAGGCAUAAUGGAUGAGCAGCACAGACUGAAACUUCGGCGCUUGAGAGUGACUUUGGUGAAAGAUCUCGACCCCAAGGCACUGUAUGACUACUUGGUGGCAAACGAUAUCUUCUCCGACGACAUGAUCGAAGAAAUACAUAAUUCCGGCACUCGGCGGGAGCGCGCAAGCAAAAUGCUGAUGGAGCUGGAGAAGAGAGGCAGCCGCGCUCUGCCCAUCUUCAUUGAGGCCCUGGACGACAGCAAGCAGUCGCACCUCGCCGAUAUCAUACGCGAAGAACUCGCCUCCGACAAAAUCGACGCUCGCAGGCGCAGCUUGCCUAUCUUGCCCAUCGAGCCUCAGAAUGUGCCGGGCGGUGCUCCGGAUUUCUUUCCAGAUGUAAAGCAGAAGGAAGGAGCAGCCGAUCGAGAUGAACACCGAGAAUAUCCAAUGAAGGCGUCACCACGUGGAAAGUGUCUGAUAAUCAACAACAUGGAGUUCAUGAACUUAAAAUCACGCUUAGGCUCGGAUAUUGACUGUGCAAAGAUCAUCGACAUGUUCACGAACAAUUUCCAUUUCGACGUCAUCGUAAAAGAGAACCUAUCCAAGAAGGAAAUGCUGGGCGCCCUCAAAUCGCUCUCAGCUGAUGACCACACGAAAGCAGACUGCUGCGUCGUCGUCAUCAUGUCGCACGGACGAGAGAUAGAGCACCGACGGUUCCCGGGGGCCGUCUUCGGCACAGACGACUUGUUUGUGCGCAUGGAGGAUAUUGUGUCUUUCUUCUCCGGGACUGACUGCCCCUCACUGCUGGGGAAACCGAAGUUGUUCUUCAUCCAGGCUUGCGGAGGAGACGAGAAAGACCGGGGGGCUCAGGUCGCGCAGGAGAGCGACAGCGGCGGUGGCGGCGACGACGACAGUGGGGAUCACGUGAACGGCGACGCGCCGUCGUCUGCCAACGCCAUGCCGUCGGAGCUGCCCGAGCCGGACGACGAGCCGGACGCGUCGCCCGUGUACUCGGAGCAGGCGCGCAACCAGAGCCAGGAUGAGACGGACGCCACCCCGCACCUGCCGUCCAUGAGCGACAUGCUCGUCGCUUACUCCUCCCUACCAGGGUUUGUGUCGUGGAGGGACUGCAAGCAGGGAUCCUGGUUCAUCCAGGUGAUGCUGGAGGUGUUUAAGAAGCACGCAGUCAACGAAGACCUCAUUUCCAUGAUCACACUGGUGAAUGAAAAGCUGUCUAAUGAGUACCAGGCCAAGGGUGUCUUCAAGCAGACUUCCAGUCCACUCAACACCCUCCGCAAACGCCUCUACUUCAACCCAACCUUCUGAUCGUGGUGCAGGAACUUUGCACGGUUUUCCAUUUACAUGUACCUAAAACGAUGUCCAAAUAAGGAUGACGAAAAAUGUAGCGCGUUCGAAUUUUACGUAACAUAUUUCACAACCAGUUUAUUCGUGUUGUGUUCGAUUUGUCUGCAUUUUUGGGUUGUGGAGGGAGACUGUGUGAAAAAUAAUUUCUAUUCCGUUGACAAAACAGUAUUUGGAAUACACGCGCAGCAACAGCAGCACAAUCUCAGUGAUCUAUUUAACUUUUUUUUUUAUAAGGGUGUGGGACCAACUUGAAUGAAGUGCACUGUGGCACACAGUACCCUAACCAAUACAACACCUGUACACACAUUGAGUCAAUCUACUGCUGGAUGGCGGCCUUCCCAUGCUAUGCGGGUUGUUGGGGUUAAUUCACCAUACCUCAGGCUGAUGAAGACGAGGAGUAUGCAAAUACAAUCCAACACUCCUUUUUGCUACGCUGCCCUCUGGCGGUUAUUCAGCUCCGCAGCAGCCUAUAACACCUUGAAUGCAAGGUGGUUGCCCAUGCAAAUCCUAUCCAGUAUCAAAUCUGUUUAGUUCCUGAGAUCUGACGAGAUUGGGCACAUUUUGGGCGAUUUGGUCUUGGGUGGUACGAUAUAUAAUUCAUAUAUAAUUCAGAACAGUUUACAAUUCUAGCUUUAAGGCUUGGACAGAAUACCAGAAAGACACCAUAACCAUAUUCUAAAGCAAAGGGAAAAAUAUUAGCUCUAUCGCAGUGACAAAAAACAUAAAUUAGCAGUGAGUUGCUCUAAAAACUUGCACUCGGGCUUACAAUUCGAUUUAGGCGGUGGGUUUAAUUUAACAGAGUUGUGUCUCGAUUUAAAGCUUUCGUGACUGCAAGGAUUCAUCUUCUUGGUUCUUUCGGUAAAGUCACGUAGAAUGAGAAUAAAAUAAAAUAAGACGAAAUUUUCACGACGUUUCGGCCACAACACAAGUAGCCUUCUUCAGGUGAAAGAACAGAGCUGUCGAUAUGACAGUGCUUCAAUUGAAGGCUACUUGUGGCCGAAACGUCGUGAAAAUUUUUAUUGUCUUAUUUUAUUGUUUUAUUUUAUUAUUUUAUUCUCAUUCUACGUGACUUUACCGAAAGAACCAAGAAGAGUUGUCUUCCAAUGUGUUGGAUACUGAUGAAGUGGGGACUUUUGCUUUUGGCCGGGUGGAUAGUAAAACAAAAUCUGAGAGCUUCAGGUCUCUGGAUGAAGUGUUUUGUGUUUAGCAUUCCACGAAAUGCCUAUGCAUCUGUUAAACGAAUAAAUAUAUUCUUGCCGAAGUAGUUCGAUAUUUAACAUUGGUUUAAAGAUAACUUUGUUUUAACUUUAUUGUGUGCUUGUUAGAAUGAGUCUAUUUUUUGUAUUUUAUUUACUUCGAGCUUAGCAGGAACAAUUGCGUUUUAGGAUGCAUUUUUAAACAUUCGUCAAGCUGUUUGUACAAAAUUAACUUAAUUUCUUUUUGUAAGUAUGCUUUUUUUUUUAGUUCACAACCAAUGCUUACGUAAUGGAACUAUAAGUUUAAACUAUACUUUGAUUGUAGCACGGUUUGGUGCUAUGCGGCUUAGCAUGUUACUGGAGUACUGUUUAAAAGGUCGUUUUGACUGCCUCCACGCAUCGUUGGGGGUUUUUUGUGUGUGGUAAACCUUGACUGUUUUUCCUGUUCCGCUGGACCCCUGGAGUUGGACUUCUUACAGGGGUUUCCCUUUGCCUGAUCACGCCAGUAAUGUCUCAACUCCAAUCCUCGCAAACCACGCUGGACCACUUUUUCGUGGUCACCACCCGCCUUCCGCAACCACUUGCAAAUCAAGUGUUCACGCAUUGUGUGCAAACGAUGAUCGGCUAAAACUGUUCACGUGGGCUGGGGUACGGCGAGCGGAAUGGAGUUCGAACAAGCUUUCCAUCGUUCCCUUUAACGUGCCGCAAAAUUAUUGCGUGGUUACGGGGGCAGAGUCGAUGCAUGUGUGCAUGUUUGGAUAUUAGCACCUCGUGCCAGGUUCAGUUCGUUGCAGAAAUUAUUGGCGAUGUGAAACUGAGCGGGACACAAAUUGUAAAGGUGUUUUUGUAAGAUAACUUUAAGAAAGUAAAUUCGUGUUGUGUCACUGGUUGUAAUUUUGGCCAUGCAUGAAACAAACUUGCAUUGCGCUGAGCCAUUCUUUUUAACCACUUGGACAAGCACCACCUGACUUAGCGCACUUGGGGGCAGGAGAGCUUUCCCAUACCUUCCGAUGUACGAUUUAUACGUUUAGUGCACCGAUGUGUUUUUCUGUUCUAUAGCCUCGUAUUUUGUUAUCCUCUUGUGAACGUUCAUGCUGUGAUAAGUGCCUGUGCAACUGAGUAAGGGAGCCAUGCUUAAUUUGUUUACAUUUUUUUUGUUCCUGAUUAAUGAGAGGGCGUGCGUUUCGGUGAUUAUAUAUGCACUGUUCAGCUGCAGCCUUAUUGAAAUUAAAUGCGGACAAUCAUUCUUGUUCGGUUCGCUGCUCUUGAUGUGAAAUGUUCCUUACUGCUUUUGUAUUGUUGUUUAAUAAACAUUUCAAAUAAUAA